UUUCGUAUAUUAAAAACGUUAUUCUUAUGGAGAAAACAGUUUCUUUUUCCUUUAAAAUUAAAAAAUAAAUAAAUUAUACAGUUAUUUAUUUAUAUCGUCACGAAAUGGCUUUUGAAGUGCAUAAAUAGCCAUUCAAAGCAACAAAAAGCAGAUAGAAACAAAACAAAACACAGGCUACAAGAAAGCAAAUAGGAGGGGUUGUGUUUGUUCGGUUUCUUGAAUCUUUGAUUCAUUCAUAAUCCUACACUAAUCUCUAUUCAUUUAUCUUAAUUAAUAUUUUUCAACGUGUUUUUAAAUCCUAAUUUAUAGCCUAAUCCUUUUCCGUGGCUCUUUUCAACCCUCAUGAGUUAUUACUCUCUUAAUAACUCACAAUUAUAGAGAAAAGAGUCUUCUAGAGAGAGAGAGAGAGAGGAGAGAGAGAAAUCAAAGAGGUUGUGUUUGGGAAUGGUGAUAAUAAACCAAGAGAGGAAGAAAGAAUUCAAAGUAAUGCGAUUGGGGAAAUACGAAUUGGGUAAAACACUUGGUGAAGGAAAUUUCGGAAAAGUCAAGUUAGCAAGAAACACUGAUUCGGGACACUUUUUUGCUGUUAAGAUUCUCGAAAAGAAUAAGAUUGUUGAUCUCAACAACACUGACCAGAUAAAAAGGGAGAUAUCAACGUUGAAGCUUUUGAAACAUCCCAACGUUGUUCGGUUGUACGAGGUGUUGGCAAGCAAAACCAAAAUUUAUAUGGUACUUGAGUAUGUGAAUGGAGGAGAGUUAUUUGACAAAAUUGCGUCAAAAGGUAAACUAACCGAAGCUCAUGGUAGGAAGUUGUUCCAACAAUUGAUUGAUGGUGUGAGCUGCUGCCACAAUAAAGGUGUCUUCCAUAGAGAUCUUAAGUUAGAGAAUGUACUUGUGGAUGCCAAAGGGAACAUAAAGAUAACUGAUUUUAACCUCAGUGCUCUGCCGCAACAUUGUAGGGCAGAUGGGUUGCUACAUACAACUUGUGGAAGUCCAAAUUAUGUUGCUCCCGAGAUUCUUGCGAAUAGAGGCUACGACGGAGCGAAAUCGGAUAUUUGGUCAUGCGGUGUUAUCUUAUACGUAAUUCUAACAGGAUACCUUCCUUUCGACGACAGAAAUCUCGCGGUUCUAUAUCAAAAGAUUUUCAAAGGAGACGUUCAAAUACCGAUAUGGUUGUCGCCCGGCGCUCGAAACAUCAUAAAGAGAAUUCUUGAUCCCAAUCCCGAAACCAGAAUAACAAUGUCUAUGAUCAAAGAAGAUGAAUGGUUUAAACAGGGUUAUAGUCCUGCAAACCGAGACGACGAGGAAGAUGAUGUAUACAUCGGCGAUGAAGCCUUUCCCAUCCAAGAAGUGUCCAGUGAAGCAGACCUGGCUAGUCCAAAAUCGCCGAAGCUUAUCAAUGCAUUUCAGUUGAUAGGGAUGUCUUCGUGUUUAGACCUCUCUGGCUUUUUCGAGAAAGAGGAUGUCUCGGAGAGAAAGAUAAGGUUUACAUCAAACCAUUCACCCAAAGAUUUGACGGAGAAGAUUGAGGACAUUGUAAUAGAAAUGGGUUUUAGUGUUCAGAAAAAAAAUGGAAAAUUGAAAGUUAUACACGAGAAUAAAGCACAUAAAAGUCUAGGAAGCCUCUCGGUUGCGGCAGAGGUUUUUGAAAUAGGUCCGUCAUUGUAUGUAGUCGAACUACGGAAAUCUUAUGGAGAUGCAACCGUAUAUAGACAAUUAUGCAAGAAGUUAUCAAAUGACUUGGGUAUAGCCAAGGCAGCACAGCUUGUGAGCUCGGAAAUGAUAAGCGUGUAUGAAGAAAAUAAGUUAGAAACCAGAUAAUGUAAAUUUUUCCUUUUUGUUUUCUGGUGGGUUAGUUACGGUAGAUGUCAUGGAUUUGAAUUCAGAGCUUUGAUUAGUCUCUGCAGUUAUAUAUUCAUAUUCAUGCAUUCUUAUUCAUAUGUAUAUUCUAUAAUGAACACUAUAUAUAUUAUAUGUUAGAUAAGGAAUUUUGAAUUUGCAAUUUCUUUUAAUGGUUA
This is a messenger RNA of Lathyrus oleraceus (garden pea), 2018 nucleotides long. Its product is annotated as CBL-interacting serine/threonine-protein kinase 1. Gene Ontology annotation, biological process: signal transduction; protein phosphorylation. Lineage: Eukaryota; Viridiplantae; Streptophyta; Magnoliopsida; Fabales; Fabaceae. The coding region runs from base 445 to 1821 and encodes 458 amino acids. The transcript is spliced from 12 exons. The record is from RefSeq and is a predicted model, not a curated record. Gene Ontology annotation, molecular function: protein serine/threonine kinase activity; ATP binding.